AUGGAUACGCGCAUUUUCUCGUGUCCCAUCUGCGGAUGGAUGAUCUAUGACCAGGCGGGUUCGGUCUCAUGGAGGAACGAGUUUCGCGGUCUCUGCACGAGUUCGGAAGGUCUUAUGCUGACCGGGGUCGGUCGGUACACCGACCCGACCCGAGGAGCUUUCAUCGCCCCCCGGAAUCCAAGCGCUCGAUGGGAUGACCCCGGCUAUGAGAGCCCAGACGAAGAUCAAUUCGGUGCGAUGAGCCAGCCGGAAAUCAACGGCAAGCGUGGUUUGAUUUUCCAUGCCGCAUGCUGGUCUCUGCUGGAGCAAGCAUUCUAUCCUAACCCGGUUCCGCAUGACAGGCUGUUCGAAGUUUGCGAUUCUCUACCGUAUGUCAUGGACGGAAGCAGUCUGAAUUGGGGCCAUGAUUACGGAGGACUCGCCAUCCUCAAAGACAAGGAGUUCUUUCCUUGGGAACCGCGGUUUGCAGAUCGCUACUUCCCAGAGGGGAUCUACCAUACUGCCUACAGCGUCGAUCCCUUUCCCGUGGCCGAAGUCGAGCAGAUUCUGACCGAGAGACCUCAGGCGCCUCCAGUGAUGUUUACUAGUAGUUCGUCGGUUCCAAAAGCGGCCGCGUUUCCGGGCCAUGACCCAUUCAACUCGCUUCCCGUGGAGCUAUGCUCAGCCAUCGCCGAGUAUCUGUCGACGUCAGAUGCCUUGAACGCUCGUCUGUCGUCGAGGGCGUUCUGGCACUUGUUCGACAGCCAGCAGUUCUGGGCAUCGCGGUUCAAAGCCGGCUCGGAUCGCUCGUGGCUCUUCGAAGUCCGAAAUCAAAAGGACGGUAGAAACUGGCGCUGGCUGUACCAUCGCACCGCCCUCAACCGUGUCAAGGAGGGCUUGCUGAACAGGAGACGGAUAUGGGCUCUUAUUCAGGGCAUCAAGGCCAUUUUGGAGCUGCGCUGGAGAGAGCUGCCCGCUGACCUCCCACCAGCCUGGCACCUGGAUCCAGAGCAUGAAGGGGAAUGGGUGCUUGCGGCGGGCAGUGUGCGGGAGGAACCCGAGGGCUUUAGCCAACUGGAGGAAGGUUGCCGACGCUUCAAGAGCCAAAAGCUCAGGAUCGCAGGUCAUAUUUCUCGCAUAGCCGUGUCAACCGUCCGUCUUGGCAGUUUGGAGUAUAUUGCUGGAAUAUCGCUUACGACUGCCGCGGGCGAAGUUGUCCGGCUGGGAUACAGUAACACAGCGGAACGGUCUGUGCACCUCGCCGGGUUGGCCGGUUUCCGGUUGGCGGUCGGAUUACACGGAAUCCAUGGUCUUCAAUGCAUUGAUGCACAAACGUGGGAACCCACCGCCUGGCUGGGGAAUCCUGACGGCGCGCCCAGGACUGAACGAGCCGUCGGGAAGGCCGAGGUUACGGCGCUUGAGGUUGGCUUCGAUGCAUUCAAAUUGGUCAGCAUUGCUGUUAACAAGCAGCCAGACACCACCACCACCGAACCACCUGAGCAAGAUAAACUAAGGCACUCGGCACUAUGGUAUCCAGACGUCCCGCCCCCAGCCGUGGGCCUGAACGAGGAUUGCUUCAUGCCGCUCCCACCCUACACAAACGGAUUCAGGCCGCUGUUCUGGACUCGUUUCGGCGGGCCCGAGGGCCGAUACCUCCGAAAUCUGACCAAGGUCACCGUCCGCCUUUUCCACGGUUUACGCCGCAUCGACUUCUCCUUCGACACGGAGGAGGUCCCCACUGGCUGCCGAAGCUUCGGCCGGUAUGGGGAUACGGAAGACUUAGAAGCGAUUGAGUUCCCGAUAGAUGGACCGAGAGGGGAGGUCAUUGACCGGGUCCAAAUCUGCCAAGUAUACCCCCCUAAGGGUUCAUACGUUGCUGGCUGGAUCCAUGCCGAAGGCGCGCUGAAGUGGCUCAAGUUGUAUACGAACCGCGGAAAAACGGGCGAGGUCCGCACCCGGGUCAGAUGGCGGAGCAACGAAUGGAAGGUCAGGGACAUCUCAGUGGCCCCGGGGAGUGCGAUCACCGGCCUUUUCGGUGCCCAGUACCGCAAUCAUGGAUUACCCAUCACGGUCCUGGGCGUUAUGACUGAACCUAUACCAAACAUGGGAGCAGGGGGAGCAAAGGUGAGCUUAGAUCGAUAA
Chaetomium strumarium is the source of this 2121-nucleotide messenger RNA. RefSeq lists its product as uncharacterized. Lineage: Eukaryota; Fungi; Ascomycota; Sordariomycetes; Sordariales; Chaetomiaceae. Gene Ontology annotation, molecular function: protein binding. The coding region runs from base 1 to 2121 and encodes 706 amino acids. The record is from RefSeq and is a predicted model, not a curated record. The transcript has 5 exons.